Molecule: messenger RNA, 3683 nt
Organism: Propithecus coquereli (Coquerel's sifaka)
Lineage: Eukaryota; Metazoa; Chordata; Mammalia; Primates; Indriidae
Gene: BNIP5
Product: chromosome unknown open reading frame, human C6orf222
Exons: 12
Coding region: 153-2138 (661 amino acids)
Source: RefSeq, a predicted model, not a curated record
UAGCAGCAUCUUGUCCCUGGGAGAGCUGGACCUGACCCCUCAUCAGACACAACUUCCAUGCAGCAGGGAGCAGUGCCUAACACAGAGCCCCUCCUCCGGGGAUCCCAGCCCAGGGUGGCCCAGGACAGGAGCAACUUCUGCGUCUGAGCCCGAUGGAGAACCCGAGGCGCCCCAGGAAGCCGGUGGCGGACGGGAGAGCCAGGUCUCUGGACAGGCCACAAGCCCCCAGGAAAGUCUCAGAGGCACGAGACUGCCAGCGCGGUUCCCCGCCCGCUGCCUCCUCCAGGAAGGUGCUUCGCCGCACGGCCAGUGACGGGGCCGCGCGUCCUGAGAGCCCGGCUGGGUCUGCCGAGGCUGGGGGCACCGCGGCCGCAGCCCUCGCUUCAGAGGAGGCCGGGGCGUUUCCCCCCCGCGAGCAGAGGCCCCCGCAAGACACCAAGAAGGACAAGGGCCCGCAAGACACCAAGAAGGACAAGGGCCCGCGGCGGGCCCAGCAGGGGUGGCUGAAGACGGUGCUGAACUUCCUCCUGGGGGCCGGCCCUGAGGAGCCCAGGGAAAGGGCCAGCAGGAGGCCGAAGGGGAAGGAGGGCCUGCCCCAGCCCGCGGAGCCCCCGCAGGCACCGGGGGAGCCGGCCCUCGGGAAGGGAGCCCACGACAGGAAGGCCGGCCGCAGGAAGCAUGGCCGCAAGAGCCGCGUGGCCGAGGACACCGAGGGCGCUGACGCUGAGGCGGCCGCAGAGUUAGGAGAAUGUCACCGACACCCCCACGCACACACCCACACACCCACUGCUUUCUUCUGCUUUCCAGGUGGGGAGGGCUCUGGUCCCCACCAGUCCUUGCUCACUGAGGAGGGUGGUGCUGCUUCGGACGUUUCUCCCCAAGCCACCGGGCACCAGCGAGAAGAGGAGGUCGAAAAGCCUGACCAGGAUGCUAUCAUCAAGAGGAUAGUGGAAUUGCUCAAAAGAGUGGGAGACCAGUGGGAAGAAGAGCAACUUCAACAGAUGGCCCUGCAAAACCCAGCGCCAGCCUCUAGGAAGAAAUCCCACGAGAAAAAGUCCAGCUCCAAGAGAGUCUUUUCUCUUAAGAAACACAGCUCUGAAGAGCCCAAGAGGGCGGGGGCUGCAGAUGUUCCCAGCCCAGAGGCCCGGCCACCCAAGAGGCCCGGCUUUCUGCCCCUAGCCCUGUGUGUCGGUGGCCAUCGGCCUUCCAUCUCCAGCAGCCUUGGCUUGGAAGAACCCGAAGCCCAGGGGGCCCUGUCUAUGGACGGCGGGGGUCCCAGUCCCUUCGAGCUUUCCGCCCACCCAGGAAGCCAGGGACCCGGCGAGGAGCCGCAGCUGGACAGAGCCUCGGAAUACAGAGAAUUCAUCCAGAAGAUCAUCGCCCUACUCCAGGAUGCAGAGGGACAGCGGGGCGAGGAGCAGCCUCAAGGCCAGGAGGCAGAAGUGGCUGUAGAAAACCUGGCCCCACCCUGCAGGAGGAAAUCUCAGGAGAAAAAGUCCAGCCUCAAGAGAGACUUUUCCCAUAGAAAACACAGCUCCAAGGAGCCCAAGAGAGCGGGGGCUGCCAGCCCGGAGGCCCGGCGGCCCAAGCGGCCCAGCUACCUGCCCCUGUGUGUCGGUGGCCACCGGCCCUCCGUCUCCAGCAGCCUUGAUCCAGAAGGUCUCGAGUUGCAGGAGCCCUCGUCUGCAGAGGGGGGCCCAGCUGGGAUCUCAGAAGCACCUCCCCAGGCCAGAAGCCACAAGCCAGAAGGGGGACCUCAGCCAGACGGAGCAUGCGAAUCCAAGGAGCUCAUCAUCCAGCAGCUGGUGGCGCUUCUCCAGGAGGUGGACGGCCAGCUGGGCCGGCAGAUCAGACGACACCCCAGCUUUAAGAGAUUUUUCCACGAGUUCUCAGACUCCUCCCUCAGCAAGCUGGUAGCCACCCUGCACAGCCAGGUGGCCCGCUCCUCUGAGCUGGACGGGAACCUCGCCAAGAGACCCUACCGGUCUGGCUUUGGCUUGGCGAACAAAUUUGCCGGCCACAAGAGCCACGCCGUGUCUAUCCUCAUGGGCUUAAGAAGCCACGACAGUUGCACCCAGUUCCCAUACAGGGAGUCCCAGCUGAACAUCAGAAGUCCUGACACUCAAAGUCCAGAUUGAAAGCUGUGCCUCGUGGUAGAUUUCCCUUGAACUGGCCACACAAUUGGCAGCUUUAGCCAGGAGACGCUGAAGAGGCUCCAUGAUGUCCCAAUCCCGUGCCUCACAAACGUGACUGAAGACAAGAGCAGACAACUACUCUGUGUCCACGCGCCAUCGUCUGAGAAGGCACACAGCACCUUCCCACGGGGCGAGAUGCAGAGGCCAUGUUGGGGGCAAUCUUGCACCAGGCUGGGAGUCCCCCUGCCUCAAACCUCCUGCAGGGCCCUGAACACGUCCCGUCUCCUCUUGGGACCCCGGAUUCUAGACUGUCAUUCGGAAGGCCUACUGACAUUUUUCGAGAUGUUUUAACUGAGUCCAGUUUUAAAAAUAAUUUUUUAUUUAAUCUCUGACCAGAACGUCCACACACAAACAGAUGUGCAUCUGUGUGCAACAUGUCAUUUAUUCGGUUGGUCAACAGUGCUUAAUGCUCAUAUGGAUUUAUAGAUGCCUCCCAGGAACUCUGCAGGCCCCACAUGGGAAAGAACUAUAGACUGGGCACUUCUGAUCUCUCAGAAUCCUUCUAACUCUGUAUCCUGUAAUUCUCUGACCAGAGAAAUGAAGCUGAUACCUUUUACCUCUCCCAUCUCCUGGGGCUUGCUGAGUCAGUGAGAAAAUGGAUGUGAAGAAUUCCAAAAAUUACACAGUGCCACGUCCAUGUAUGUUAUUAUUCUUAUUAUAGCUACAUCUGGAUGUUUUUCAGGAAGUAGAGGAUGGCUUCAAGCUGGACCGCUAUGGAUGGUUGCACAGAUGUGCACUGUUCAAGAGCAUCAUACCCCAGGGGUUGCUAUUCAUAUCCUAGGCAUUGUAGAUUUCUAGAUGUAUAAUGACAGUGUUCCAGCUGAUGGCAGUAGAGUGUCUUGAGAAAAGGGCUUUUUUGUGUGUGUGCACAAAGGUGAGGUGUAGGGUGCUGGAGGCUCUGCCUUCUACACAGCUGAACAGUUUCAAUAGCUGGACUCGGGUGGGCAAUUUGCCACACGUCCAUACCUACAAGCAGGCCCAACAAGACUGCAAACAGACGUACAACUCCCUUGGACUUUGCCUGGACCAUGUGGUCAUCGGGGAGAGGAUGUCACAGCCUGCAUGGCAAACUAAAUUGUGUUACCCACGGCGGACACGGUGUUGCCGUGUUGAACCUGUGGUGAGCGCCGUGGGGUGGGCCUGGGAAGGAGGAGAAGCUGAGGGUAGAGAGGCCACUUAGAUGGGACUGGCCUCGAACGUGAGACAAAGUUUUAGGAAGCUCAGCUGAGCAUAUGCUGAAAGUCAUUUAGGUUUUAUCGCUGCUUCUGAGGAGUGGGGGAGAGGUGAGUUAUUUAUGGGUUUAUUUUAGGCAGUGUUCAGGAACACAGCACCAAAAUGUGAAGAAUUGGAAUAAGUGUGGAAAUGAAGGUCAGGAACCUUCUGUGCAUAGUUUUCUUAUUUGGAAUGAUGUUCUUUAAGCCGUGUAAGUAUUUGGUUUGAGUUCCCGAUGCUGGCAUCUGACUCUCAUUUUUGUAUUGUAUUAUUGGA